ACUCGUUUUUGGCCAAACUGUCACAUCAAAAACAAAAACAGUGGCUCCCACUUGAGUGGACAAACGUCCAAAUUCUCAUUUUGAUUUGUGCAAUUUCUUGCCAAAUUUGUCGUGCUGGGUGCAAGGCAAACGACCUGCAAAACAGCGAACGUCUCUAUUCGCUGGUUUUCGAUACUUUCCGGGCCGAAAUUCAACGUGGACGAGCCGUACGAAUUGUCGAGUCUACAGAACGACUUGAAAUCCAAGGUGCAAAGUGUCCGCGUGAUAUUUUCGCAAUAAAGGGCGACUGUAAACGCUACAUAGGGCAAGGAGUGCGGGCGAAGUGCAAUUAGGUUGGUGCAGCAUGGGAUUAGUGUGCUUCUCCGCCGAGGAUACUGCGUUGGAGGUCUAGCGGCAGCAAAUUUUCCGGCGGCCCGUGACGAGUCCGCCGAACGAAGAAUUUGAGGCUCUCCUUGAUCUGUAAUUUCCCUUGCAGUUAGCCACCCGCACACCACUGCGCAUUUGACACUUCUCAGGUGUUCCCAGUGCUCCGAUGCCCCAUUCGCCGUGUACAUACAGGAAAUGCUAGCGGCCGGGCGCUAGUGUGAGUGCGUCGCAAUUUGACAUUUGAUCGCGGACGUCAGACCUACUCUCGAGCUUGGAAAAACACCAAAACAGACCCGAGUUGUGUUAGAAACGCGCAAAAAGUGAUUUUCCGGUACGGGAACCAUCGGACAGCGCAGCGUAUUCGAAGUGUUGGAGGCCACAGUAGACCGGGGGAAUAAAAUCAUUGUUUUGAGCUUGUUUUGUUGUGAAAAUCUCUGUUACGUAAUUUUUCGAGUAAUUAAUUCCUGGUGUGUUUUUCCGGCGGAAAAUCGCCUUUCCGAAGAUUGCCAGGCCGUCGCAUCGCUGCCCUUCUGUCCAACGCCAACGUCAGUGCUCUACGUUUACAAUCAAUCGCGACUGCGUUCUGGUCGUUGAGUGUCGUUUGUUUACAACGCCGAAUUGUGCUGGCAACGAGGAGUGUGGCGCAGAACAAUAACAACAGCGAACCGUUCGCAGAGAUCCUAUAAAUAGUGCAGUCGACCGGCAACAUAACUCUCCUGGGACGAUGGAGUGGACUGAGAAGGUGGAUCCGGAGCUGAUUUUUACGAAACAGGAACGAAUAGGAAAAGGAUCGUUUGGCGAAGUAUUUAAAGGCAUUGACAACAGAACGCAACAGGUCGUAGCUAUUAAAAUCAUCGAUUUAGAGGAGGCUGAAGAUGAAAUUGAAGAUAUACAACAGGAAAUUAUGGUACUGUCACAGUGCGAUUCAUCCUAUGUCACAAAAUAUUAUGGAUCCUAUUUGAAAGGUACAAAACUAUGGAUUAUAAUGGAGUACCUGGGCGGUGGAUCCGCCCUGGAUUUAAUGAAAGCUGGCUCAUUCGAAGAAAUGCAUAUUGCCAUUAUACUGCGUGAAGUUCUUAAAGGCCUGGACUAUUUGCAUUCAGAACGAAAACUACAUCGAGAUAUAAAAGCCGCUAAUGUUUUGCUGAGUGAAAUGGGAGAUGUUAAGUUAGCAGAUUUCGGUGUGGCGGGUCAACUAACGAACACAACAUCGAAACGAAACACAUUUGUGGGGACACCGUUUUGGAUGGCGCCUGAAGUUAUAAAGCAAUCCAUGUACGAUUCGAAAGCGGAUAUAUGGUCAUUAGGAAUUACAGCUAUUGAGUUGGCAAAAGGCGAACCACCAAAUUCAGAAUUGCAUCCGAUGCGAGUGUUAUUCCUUAUUCCGAAAAACAACCCACCACAGUUAACGGGGAAUUAUACGAAACCAUUCAAAGAUUUCGUUGAAGCGUGCCUGAAUAAAGAUCCCGAAAAUAGACCGACUGCGAAAGAAUUACUUAAAUUCCCGUUUAUAAAGAAGGCAAAGAAGAACUCGUAUCUAAUUGACUUAAUCGAUAGAUAUAAGAAAUGGAAGUCGCAGAAGGGCGAAGAAAGUGAAACGGAAUCUGAAAAUUCAGACUCUGAAGAAUCUAAGCCUGAUAGCGACAUGGACGAACCAUGGAUUAUGACCGUCAAGGGUAUGCAUUAUAACAACUUUACAAAUAAUAAGCCCACGGCAGCUAGUGUCCUUGAUCAUGAGACAUUUGGAUCACCGAAUAAAUUACAUCAUAAUGGUUCGAAUGUAAUUUCGUCGGCGGCUGGACAAACCACAAUGGCAUCGUCACCACCAGGCGGACAACAGCCAGGUCGUGACACAAACUUAAAUCACUACAAGAUGACGACAACAACAACCGCCGGAAGUACAGCUCAACAACAAUCCAGUACACAACACCAACAACAGCAGCAACAAAGCCCAACACAGCCUGCGGUUAAACAACAACAAGACUUGUCACCAACAAGCCUUGCAAUGGACAAUGCAAGUAGGAAAGAUCAUAUAUUGCGGGACAAGGAGAAAGACCGAGAACGCGAUAAGGAUAUUAUGGAUAGGCAAAUGCAACGCGAAAUCGAAUGGGAGCGAGAGAAAGAACAGCGAGAACAAGACAAAAGGUCAUCCAAAGAUAUUACGCAAUUGGAUCAUAGAGGCGGCGAAGUACUGGACGAUCGGCAAACUUCGAGCUUAAGACGUAGUAGAGAUAGUUUAACAAAUAUAACGUCAUCGUCAUCUUCGUCAUCGAUAGCGACAUCAUCGUCGCCAUCGUCGCCAACCACAAAUAAUAGCCAUAAUGGAAAUAAUGGGAAUAAUGGAUGCGUUACAUCACAGCAUAGUGGAAGCAGUAUUACAGCGCUAAUAACGAACCAAUCGACAACGCAAAAUGCGAAGAAUGGUAGUCGUUUGGUUCAAACAAAUAGUCCGUGCCUCAAUAAUUUUAUUUUUCCACUUUUGUCAGAGCUUCAAAGGAAGUACCAUUACGCUAGUAAAAAUCCAAACUCAUUAGACAUGAUGGAUUUGAAAUCGGCUUUCGAAUUGGCUGAACGAAGCAGCCCUGGCGUUAGCGAUUUACUCGUCAAAGAAAUCAUUCAUAAAUUGGUUCCUGGAUUUUCGGAAACGCGAAUCAAUACGCUUAUGGAUAAAGUAAUGCGAAAUAAGAAGUGAGUAGGCGGUCCGAGAAGAUCUGUAGAUUCAACGACUGUCCCGUUUGUUGUAAUAUUUAAAAUUGAAUUAACUUUUUAAUUUUUAUUAAAAAAAAUAUUAAAAACUAAAUUAUUAAAAAAGAAAUAAAAAAAAACAGAAAAAUGUUAAAUGUUGAGUUUUUAUAUAGAUGCUAGUGAUUCAAAAGAGAAAUUACAAUUCCAAAAACAAUAUGCAAAGAAAAUUAUGUAAAAUAUGCGCGAGGCCGUUGAGAAGCAACUAAUGGAAAAUCAAAUUGUUUCACCCUAGACAAAUAAAUUAAACAUUGAAAACAGACAAAUAAUAAAACACUCGUUUAACUGUUUACCUAGAAGUACUUCAAAUCAAAAGCAAGCAAGAACGCAAGUGAGGAAAUAGUAAAAGUAAUUCUGUCCUACUCUUUUCUUCUCAAAUUAAUUUCUAUGUUACUGUGAAAUAGUUGUAAUCUUCAAUAGAGAAAUAACAGUAGACGACUCUUAAUAACCAAGCUGUGAGAAUUGUUUUGUGUUAAUUUAAAAAAAAAACAAAGAGAACAGUAUGAGGAAAUCAAUCAAUCAAUCAAACAAACUACAGAGCCGCGAAAGUGUUUAUUAUUUAAAUGCAAGAGAAAGAAAUCACGUUAUUGAAUUUGCAUGAAACACACGUGCGAUUAUAAAGAGUGUGUUCAAGGAAGAAAAGUGUAUCUGUCGGAAACGACGAUUUGUAGUGAAUUAUAUAUAAAUAAUGAUAUAUAUUUAAUGAUGAAGACAAACAGAAAUAAAUGCAAAAAAUAUAUAUAAAUCGAAGGAAAACAAAUUGUGUAUGAUAUCCAUAUUAGGUCUUAUUGAAAAUUGAAGUAGUUUUGUGUGGAGAAAUGAAAGAAAUGGAGAAAAUGGAUUAAAAUCAUUGUUGAAAUUGAAA
Messenger RNA from Hermetia illucens (black soldier fly), 3973 nucleotides. It is a transcript of the gene GckIII, whose product is annotated as serine/threonine-protein kinase svkA. NCBI's taxonomy places the organism in Eukaryota, Metazoa, Arthropoda, Insecta, Diptera, Stratiomyidae. The transcript has 9 exons. Gene Ontology annotation, biological process: protein phosphorylation. The record is from RefSeq and is a predicted model, not a curated record. Gene Ontology annotation, molecular function: ATP binding; protein kinase activity. Bases 1091 to 3058 code for a protein of 655 amino acids.